AUGAUCCUGUUUCUACUGCCUCAACAGAUGUGCGUCUCCAGGUGUCUGAGAUGUGUCGGCAUCUCUCUGGUUCCCAUGGCGAUCGUGUGCAUGGUCUCCAACAUCCUGCUGCUGUUUCCCGAUCUGAAGAUCCACUUCCUGUUGGAGGGUCACGUGACCAGAGAAGCCACCUGGGCCCCUGGCGUGUGGGCGUCUGGCAUCCUGGUUCUGUUCGGAGCUCGAGCGUUUGUGCGGAGCAGCAAGACGCAAGGCUGCUGCGCCUUCAGGAGUGAGAUGUUGCGUCAGGUGAUGUACUCCUGUAUGUGUGUGGUGGCUGCCGGGUCCUGCUGUCUGGUCAGUUUCACAGGUCUCGUCCAGGGUCCUCUCUGUCUGUACAACACCACCGCCGGUCCCACCUGGGGGGUUCCUCUCAAACCCACGCCUGACCAUGAUGCAGGUUAUCUGUAUAACAGCACUCUGUGGUCAGGAGUGUGUCUGCAGCCCAGAAAUGUGGUAGAGUGGAAUGUAGUACUGUUCAGCCUGCUAGGGGGCGCCAGCGGGCUGCAGGCCAUCCUCUGUGCAGCCAACAUCUUCAACUCACUGCUGGGACUGGUCCUGGGGAAAGGCUUCUGCCACAACAAGGUCAGUCCAGUUUCAGUUUCAACUUGAAAACCAGUCUUCGUGGAUCCUGGAAGAAGAAACUCUUCAUAA
Scomber scombrus (Atlantic mackerel) is the source of this 690-nucleotide messenger RNA. RefSeq names its product transmembrane 4 L6 family member 1. The transcript has 6 exons. The coding region runs from base 1 to 648 and encodes 215 amino acids. Gene Ontology annotation, cellular component: membrane. The record is from RefSeq and is a predicted model, not a curated record. Lineage: Eukaryota; Metazoa; Chordata; Actinopteri; Scombriformes; Scombridae.